AUCUUUCCAUCAUAUGUGUCCUUUAUGGUACAUAUGACUGAAAUUGAGAUGAUAUACAGAUCAGAUAAUGUGCAGCAACUUGCUCAGACAGGAGGACUCGUGAGUCAGUUGAGCUCAAAGCCUCUACAAAAUCCCUGGAUUUGAUUGAAGAUCAAGACAGACCCAGAGACGCCUCCUGAGAUGGACUCUAACCUGAGAAUCGGCUUCAUCGGGGCAGGCAACAUGGCCUACGGGAUAGCCAAGGGAGUCAUGCAGUCUGGAUGUUUAAUUGCAGGAGAUGUCCCUCCCAGCAAUGUUAAAGUGAGCGCACCCUCCGCAAGGAACUUUGGUCGCUUUCAGGAGUUGGGGGUGGCUGUCACCCAUUCCAAUGCAGAGCUGGUGAGUAGCUGUGACUUGGUGUUCGUUGCGGUCAAACCACACCUCAUCACAACCAUUCUCAGUGAAAUCACAGACCACGUCACCCGGAAACACAUCAUCGUCUCCGUGGCAGCAGGUGUAACCUUGGCAACGCUUCAGGGGCUCCUGCCAUUUGACACAGUGGUUUUGAGACUAAUGCCCAACCUUCCCUGUCUGGUCCAGCAAGGGGCACUAUUGUUCUCGCGGGGGACGUGGGCGCGGCAAGAGGACGGGGAUCUGCUCCGCUCGCUGCUUCAACACUGUGGCCUGGUGGAGGAGGGGCCCGAGGCCUGGAUAGACAUCCACACUGGGCUCAGUGGCAGCGGGGUGGCCUUUGUGUAUCUGUUUGCAGAGGCGCUGGCUGAGGGAGCGGUGAAGAUGGGCAUGCCCAGUGCUCUGGCCCAUAGCAUCGCUGCUCAGACUGUAUUGGGGGCAGGCCAGUUGUUGAGGGACUCAGGGAAGCAUCCAGCCCAACUGCGUUCGGAGGUGUGUACACCAGGAGGCACCACUAUCUUCGGGCUUCAUGCCAUGGAGCAGGGGGGUGUGAGGGCCGCCACCAUGACCGCUGUGGAGACUGCAACUGAGAGGGCCAGGGAGCUGGGCAGGAAGUCAGUGCCUACGGCCACAGAAAAUAGGAAGUGAAGUCGUUUUGGCCCACAGUAACUGAUUAAGGAAAUGUAUAUAUUUUGGUUGCUCUCUGCCCAAUGCCCACAUAAACCACUUCAGUCUUUAACUUUGUUACUGUUGGAGCUUAAUCUAACUACAAAUCUGACUGGAGGAGUUGUUCAAGGACACAUAGUGAUUGUGAAGAAUACAGCAAGAUGCUUCAAAUCAGCGCUAAUCCAGUUAUCUUCAUAAUUUAUCAAUGUUCAUUUGAAUUAUUAAAGUGAAUUUAUUGGUAUUUUCAGUUUUUGUUAUUAAAAGAAUGUUGUACCUAUCUGGUCCAAACUGAUGGCUAUGAACAGGUGUUAAUUCAGAUGGUCCUUAUAGAGCCUGCACAUAGUAUGAUAUUGGAAAUUACAAUGUAUUUGAGUGGUACUGUACAUUAAUGUACUAAAAGUACAUUUCCAUUCUUCUAAAGUGUGGCCUAUCAAGUUAGAUGUUACAUACAAUUCACCUUCCUUACGUUUUCUGCAUUUUUUAUUUAUUUACUUUGAAAACUAUCCCAAAAUUGUUUUUAUUCCAGACAAAGAUUAAACAAAAAAAUCAGUGUGA
Molecule: messenger RNA, 1611 nt
Organism: Oncorhynchus mykiss (rainbow trout)
Lineage: Eukaryota; Metazoa; Chordata; Actinopteri; Salmoniformes; Salmonidae
Gene: pycr3
Product: pyrroline-5-carboxylate reductase 3
Biological process (GO): L-proline biosynthetic process
Molecular function (GO): pyrroline-5-carboxylate reductase activity
Source: RefSeq, a predicted model, not a curated record